Molecule: messenger RNA, 4140 nt
Organism: Cottoperca gobio
Lineage: Eukaryota; Metazoa; Chordata; Actinopteri; Perciformes; Bovichtidae
Product: centromere protein F-like
Exons: 6
Coding region: 30-1529 (499 amino acids)
Biological process (GO): regulation of G2/M transition of mitotic cell cycle; mitotic cell cycle; metaphase chromosome alignment
Cellular component (GO): spindle pole; chromosome, centromeric region; nucleus
Molecular function (GO): dynein complex binding; microtubule binding
Source: RefSeq, a predicted model, not a curated record
UUGUGAAUCACAGUAACCAUGACUCUGUGAUGGCUGAGACUCAAGCUGGAGGAACAGCAGACGCGGUCGCAGAACUGCUCGCUCUCCGAUUGGAGAAUCAGCUGCUGAAACAAAGAAUAGAAUCUGUGACUGUCACCAGUGAAAACCAAGAAGACUCCGUCAAACAAAGCCAAAACACAGGAAAUGCUGCUCUGUCCUGCUUGGAGAAGCAGAGGUCACCUAGUGUGCCGAAUGACAUCAGCACUGACGCACGGCUGCAGGAUGUGAGCAAGAGGGAAGAUGAAGGAGAUUUGGAAAGGGAAGAUGGGAGGACUACAAUGGCUGAAGAAGAGCUGGAGGCGGUGUCUGAGCUUCAGAUCGACCGCCUACAUCAACAGGUGGAGGAGCUGCAGAUGAUGCUACGGUCUCUCUCUGCAGAGACCCAGCAGCAGACUGAGGAGCUUGUUAUGUGGAGACUGGCCUCCCAACCAGCCCCAACAUUUGACCAGUUCCUUGCCAACACGGACAACCAGUCUGAGACCCAGGACCCGAUCUCUGCUGUCAGACAGUCCCAGUCAAACCAGCAGCAGACUGAUGAGAUGACCCUGAGCCAGGCGCCGUAUCUGGGUAUCCAGGAGAGCCCUGGUAAUGUGACGUUCGUCAGAGAAGAUGAGUUAUUCCUCUCCUGCUCCUCCAACAAACUGCAGGGCCGCAUGUUGUUCUCCAGACUUCAGAACGGGAACGUCCCUGAACCAAAGAGUCUCCAUCCCUCUAAAAAGACUGCAGUGCUUCAUGAAUACAUUCAGGACACUGCCACAAUUGACAAGGAAUCUGAAAAGGAAAACCAGGAAAUCAACAUCUUGCAUCAGUCAAAUACCUGUCAGACACAACACAAAGAGAAGAGAGAUACUGAAGUUAUCCAAACGUCCUCUGAGAAAGCGGCUCAACCACUUGCCACCAAAGAUUCUCACAAAGUCUCAGGACCGAAGCUGACCAAAUUGGCCGAGUGUUACACGGGGAAUCCUUCUGAGGCCAAACCGGAUGCUUUCAUAGCAACCAAUGAAAUGAACACAAGCAAUGAUUCCUCGGACAGAUAUGUCAGGACAGAAAUGAAAAGUGUCAGCAGUCAAACGGAGGAGAGUUUGUCUCCUCGCAGUGCUCCAGCCUCUGAACUCCACUGUGCAUUCACACAGACUGAGGAAGAGGAGGAGGAAGAUGAAGAAGAGUUAGUGGUAUCCCCUCCGGUCUGUCCCCUGCCAUUAACUGAGGGAGCAGAGUUAGGAGUCAAAGUGUUGUUUUCGGGUUCCUUCCCCAUCCCGUCUGACCCGGCCCGUCUGGCUGAAAGAAUCCGUCGUAACAGGACGCAGCUGUCAGCCGCCUUUGACGACACAGAGUAUGAACCUUAUGGGCUGCCGGAAGUCGUCAUGAAAGGUUUUGCCGACAUCCCAAGUGGUCCCUCGUGUCCUUACAUUGUGAGAAGAGGUUUGUUAGGGACAUCUGUCGUACCUGUCCUUCAGAAAGACCUGAGACAGGAGGAGGAGACGGAUUAAAACACAGCUCCAGAUCUGGUGGAAAGAAGUGAUCACUGUGGCUUGACGAUGGACGACAGCAUUAAUACAGGGACACACUCCAGUCACCAGCAACCUGAAUGAACUUCGGACCUUCAAACCAACACAGGAGCAGUUUUUAAAAAGUGCUGCCAUCACGCACGGACUUCUGUAACGUGUGUGAAGGUAACUUGGCUUGCACUGGCGGAAUAAACACUUCCACUGUGGAUUUAAAAUGUCUUAAUGAUCACUAGUGUAUCCUCUAACUGCUGCGUGGAGACAAUGCUGUCACUCUACACCCACCUGUAUAUUUAGGUACAGAGGUAGUGAUUAAGGGAUGUUUGUUGAUUUAUUUGAAGUUUACGACCACUUUUCCAAAGGGACUGUUUAGUUCUUCGUGUCUCAGUUUAUGGGUCUAGCUUCAGCGUACUUUGAAUGAAACAGUGCCUCGUUGAUGCUUUUCUAAAUAAGUGCUUGUCAAGAAAAGUUUGACUUAUUUUCCAAAAAGGGUGAAGCCAAGAGAAGCCUGUUGUGAAAAUGUUUUAUUUUUAUCCUUGAGGUGGCUUAUUUAUGGACACUUGAAUGUGUUUUAGUAGAAGGCCGGUGUUUACAAAAAGUUGUGUGAAAGGGAGUGAGCGUGUGUGUGUGUGAGAGACAUCAGCUGUGAAUAUGGACAUGUGUGUCUUCUUCUUGUCGUUGCUGUUUGUAUAUGUGUGUGUGUGUGUGUGUGUGUGUGUGUGUGUGUGGGAAAGAGAGAGGGGCGAGCACAUGUCUAUGACUCAGUCUAACCUGUGUUGGUUUCCGCUCCAUGUAUGGUGAUGCACACUGCGCUCCCGCUCUCCUCCUUCUGCUGCUUUGCUUCUCUCUUACACUAACAAGCACUCAGUGGUUGAAUAAACCAAAAAACUAAUCAUUUGAAGCUUUAUUUUAUUAGCAGAGCAUACAGAUAAUUUCAGUUGGUUUAUUAUAUUUGAUCAAAUAUCAUUUCUUUGAGUGAUGUGACUGUUUUUGGUUUGGAUUUUGGUUCUUGCACAUUUGUUACUUUGCCAUAGACAACAGUAGCCCACAUGUAGAAGUACACUGUAGAUUUUGUAGAUAUGUUUGGAGCUGAUGUACAGUUUGUGUUUAGCCCUAUAACAGAGGAUCUCACCACUUGGCUUGCCUACAAGGUUUGACCAGUAAGUUAAGGGAUAGGUUCACAUUUUUUCAAGUCUAAGGCUGCACAAAAUAUCGUUUAAGCAUUGAUUACAAUGUGCACAUAUGAAAUAGUCACGUUGCAGUAUGUGUAACGUCAAGUAAGGGAAAUGAACUCAAACAUGUCAUCCUAAAACCUUUUUUUGCAGCUUGAUACAAAAGGAAAACUUGCACGUCUAAUUUUCCAUGACUAAUCGACAGGAGAAGUGAGGCUAUGCAUGCAGAGUGAACCACCAAUCACAAUCAUUCUUAAUCAGUUAAUUAAACCAGCAAAGCAGGCCCCACCUGUCACCGACCACAACCUGAAACAAAAACACAGAAAAGAAAGAUUUGGUUGAAAAUAUAUAAACUAUAGGUGUUUCCAGCCGCCUGUUUUGAAGCAUUUUCAAUUUGCCCAUUAAAGAAACCUGAGUGGAAAUAUCGCAAAACAGAUUCACACUUGGCUGGUGUAUUGAUAGAAGGCAACCAAAAUGUGACGGAGUACAACAGAAACAGAUUUAGCGAUUAAAUGAUGAUGUGCAUGAAGCAUGUGACUUAUUUCCACUGAAGCUUCUGCUCCGCUCCUCAUCGCUCCACAGAGAUCUGGUGGAACCUUCCUCACAAUAAUACCGGUACAUUAAACAAACAGAAUUGUCAUAUUUCCAUCAAGUUUUCUACAUUGUUUUUCGCUCCUUUAGUGAUGUCAUCUUGUUGGUAUAUUGAAUAGAGUGCCAUCUAUUGCUUAUCUUCGAUGAACCAAAUCCUAAUAUUCACAUAAUGGUAGUGAAUCGAAACAUUAAUUCACUUCUUUUACGAUAGCAUUUGGAUGGAAACCAUUUGGAUGAAUCUCUAAUUCAGCUCGGUCGCUGACGAGACAACAUCUUCACAUAGUUUAUUCAAAAGGUGUAGGUAGGUACAUUGACAACUCGUCUGCAAACCAUUCCUUAUUUGCCGAGCAGAUAAUAAUCCGACAGGAGACAACCAUUCAUUCUUUCAAUUUACACAUAUUGUUAUGCGAACAUUGCGUGACAUACUUGAAAAAAAUGUGAACCUAUCUUUUAAAACCUUGCUGAGAUUAUCUCAUCGGAAGGUUUUAGACAUUUGUGUUUUUUAUUUUUUAUUUAAAUGUUUCAUAUUAUUUAGAGGUAGAGUCAUUCUCUCCUAGCCUUGGUUUGUUGACUCUGUUAGAAAAGUGUGGACUGUCCUGACUCCAUGCUAUCAGCUAUUUAUUUGCCAUUUUGACAACCCCUUCAACACACACACACACACACACACACACUUCCCCUCUCUUUCAGUUGCCUUCAUAUCUCUGGGAUCUGUAGUCUUUUGGCAGUGAGGUGGGAUUGUCUGACUCACUGUGUAUUUGUUGCCUUGUUUCGAACACUUUCAUGUGAAUGUAUCUGUGUUUGCAGCUAGAAUAAAAGGCUUUCUCUUUAUUUAA